AUGAUAUUAUGCUACUUUUUGCGCACCUUCUAUCUUAUUAUCUGUCAUUUGUUAAGUGGUGUCUGCAGUGAUUUUUUAACGCUCCAAACAAUGCGUUUCUUCCAUACCGUUCGCAAUGACUUCCUUAUAUAUGGUAUAACUCAGGACUGUCAAUUAUACUUCGUCGAACAUAUGAAUUAUAUGCUGAUCAAAUCACUGAAAGUUGAUCGAAGUAAUACAUAUUGCUAUCCAAAUUUAGUUAAACUUCAUCUUCGACAAGGAAUUAAGCAAAUAUCACUUAUUCUGAUAAUAAAGCAAGCCAUGAAUUGUAUUUGCACGUUGCCAAUUGAAAUGCCAUCGCUUGAAAGUGUCAGUAACGGACAAGUUUUCAGUUACUCAAUAUUUACUUCAUUACCAUAUGCUGCCUGUUCACAUCUUAGAGAUAAUAGUUUUAUUCUUGAGCCUGAUUUAUCCUUCAUGGACACGACAUUUUCUGAUAUUAUUUACUUUAUUAAUGCCAAAUCAGUUGGCUCUCAGUGGAAUAUACAACAAUUUUGGAUAAAUAAGCAUGGUAACUUGGUGGCAAUGGAAAAAUUUGUUGUUUAUCGCUCCCAAAAAGGUAAUGAUGAAAGCACUGGCCAAUCCAAUCAAUUCAUCGUUGAGCUCGAUUUUAAGCGUUCAAUGCUGUAUACUUUCAAUCGUCUCCGAAGAAAUUUGUUGUCGGAAUGCUUAUUCGAUUUGCUUUUCAGAUCAUCUCAUCUACUUCCUAAAUGGAUUAAAUUUGACAAAACAUAUCGUACACAAGCAUGGCUUGAAUCGUUUGCUGUUGAUGGCCAGUUGAUGAUGUUUACUGAAUCUAUUCGCAAUGAAGUGGGAGCCACUUCCGAACUAUAUUUAACAAAUCUGCGGAUUCAAAAUAGCUCAACACGACUACUGCAUUUGGAUUUUGUUGGUGAUAUUGGUGUACUACGGAAACAAACUUAUGCUGAUUUAUCGACAAGGAAUGUCCUCACUUUUGGUGAAAUGAGGCAAUUAUAUGCACAAAAUGUCCAAAAUAUUCAGCUAACAAUGUCGCAAGCGUCACCAACAUAUACCAUUUUGAAUACAAUAACACCAACAUUAACAAUUGAAACGACUUUGACAUCUACAACAGCUUCUUCUGGGAGAACAACAACAAUAAAUGGGAUUGAUCGGUUCUAUUCAGAAAUUGAAAAUGAUCACUCAAGUGGUAUUAUAGAUCAUGGAAUUGGGGAAGAAAUGAAAGCAUUAAUUACGGCACGGCCAACUACACAGUCGGCACAGUAUAUGAUACAUCAACAAUGGUCCACCAAAGAUGUUAGAAGUAACAUGAAGGAAGCAGAAAAGGAGGAGCUUGUUGGAAACAUGGAGGAAACAGAUACCAUUCUUCCAAACAGCACUGAUAGUGAAAUAUUCUGGAAGACCAGUAUUCCCGAAGUUGGUGAAAGCGAAAAAAAUACAAUGCUCAAUGUUGAUGAUCACAUCUAUAAUAAUAAUAACGAAGUGGCUUUAAUUGCAGAUCACAGGGAAGUGACCCCACCACCGAAUACUACAUUAAGAUCAAAUUGUACGUUGAUUAUGAUGCAACUGAAUAUAUUUAUAUGUUUACUUGCUUCUUUUCAUGUAUAUCUGAACUUUAGUGUCCCUUCAUGUUAA
Brugia malayi is the source of this 1653-nucleotide messenger RNA. RefSeq lists its product as uncharacterized. The transcript has 9 exons. The record is from RefSeq and is a predicted model, not a curated record. Lineage: Eukaryota; Metazoa; Nematoda; Chromadorea; Rhabditida; Onchocercidae. The coding region runs from base 1 to 1653 and encodes 550 amino acids.